AUGCAUUUCUCCAAAACUUAUCAGCAAUUGCUGCUUACCUUGCCGGUGGAGCUAAGAGAUAGCGCUAUCGAGUAUCGGAAGUUAAAGAAGUUAAUCAACCAGGUUGUGGGCGAGCUCAACUCUAUAGGCCUCUCUCCUAAUGUCUUGCACGACGCUCUCCCGUCUGGCGAUACAGAUUUGGCUUCUCUUCGCACGAUUAAAGUGAACGAACAGGAGGUGAAGGUUGUCUACGAAUUGGUCCACAGUGCAGACCAUAUCGAGCCUCGUUUGCGUCUCCUAAUUGAUUCAACACUCUCCCUGAAAGACAAAGUUGUCGCGGGCGCGAGUCUGUCGUCCAACUCUACUAUACAUGCUGACGUGCCGCCGUCCUCUCUAACCGAAGAUGCUUCGCUGAAUAUUCCCCCGACGGUGGCCGUGGAAAAUGCCUUGGAAUGCACUUCGACUGUCCCAGUGCACAGUUCUCUAGUCAACGCUCGAGAAGUCAUCAUCCCACUCGUCUCCGAUUCGGCGUUUUUUGAUCUCCUCACGCAGGCGAUCCAGUAUCUGAGCACUCGGCUGGCUGCUGUUCGCCUGGAUUUCGAAGCCAAUCUGCACACAUUAUCUCACAAUAUAUCCUAUUCUGCGCGCCCUAUGUCGUCUUCUACAUCAACCUUUCGCCCCCAUUCAGCACAUACUUCAGACGCAGCUAAUGUCAGCGUACAAGGGCCUUUGCCAAUGCUUUUCUCUGGUGUCAAGUCUGACUUAUAUGCGUGGCGGGAAAUAUUCCAGCUAUAUGUGGAAGCAGAAAUUUUUGAGAGUUGCAGUGAGCGCACGCGGGGGGAGAGGACGAUUGAAGAGUCGGAAGCCAGGUUCAAUGAUCUUAUGCAAAAGUUGCAGACGUGCGGAUAUAUCUCUGGGCAGGGGUUCAAAGUUAAGGACAGUCGCGAGGCGCUACGGACAUUCCUUCAUUUGAUCACUUUCAUUAUGGAUUUGAGGAAAUUCCAGCACGCCACUACUGAGGCAACGCGAAAAAUUCUCAAGAAACACGCUAAACGAACUGCGUUGCCUCUCACUCCAACCAUUCACUCUCCAUUCAUUACCUCGAAUAUAAACACGACUUCGCUGGUAUCCAUUUUAUUACCUUCCUCACAACAGGGGAAAUUGGCGAACGUUUUCACGAGCGACACCAGUAUUUCUUUAUCACUCGUACUUGGGCAGGCUAUCGGCGAGAAUAUUCUUCCAAUCAUUCCGCAUAUAGAUGACUAUGCGUGCCUCAUCUGCACGAGCAUCGCUUUUAAACCAAUUCGUUUGGCUUGUGGUCAUCUUUUCUGCGUCAGAUGUCUGGUGAAGAUGCAGAAACGCAAUCAGCCUCACUGCCCUAUGUGCCGGGCGUCGAAUGUUCUUUCCGCUAACCGCUCAAAUGUUGACUGGGCUCUAUUAAAUUUCAUGAAGGACUGGUUCCCUGAAGAAUCCAGGCAAAAAUUACGUCAGAACGAGAAAGAAGUCGCAGAGGAGGAGCUUGAAGAGCUGGGAAUUGAAGUUGGCAGAUGCGCCAUUAUGUAG
Molecule: messenger RNA, 1542 nt
Organism: Fibroporia radiculosa
Lineage: Eukaryota; Fungi; Basidiomycota; Agaricomycetes; Polyporales; Fibroporiaceae
Exons: 7
Coding region: 1-1542 (513 amino acids)
Molecular function (GO): metal ion binding
Source: RefSeq, a predicted model, not a curated record